ACAUAGAAACCAUCAGUCAUUUAAUGCCUUUCGGUCUAAACGCAUACAUGUUAAUGUAGAUGCUGGUGUAUUUAUAUAUAUAUAUAUGUGUGUAUUCAACAUUCAAAGAAUAACUAUGAUAUUACUUUUAAUAUAUAAAUACGUAGUGUAGGUCAACUACAAAACCAUUAAUCCUGUCCAAGUAGAUUUUUUUUGGUUUAUUAGACCCAAAAGGCUUUUUAAAUUAAAAAUGUAUGUAUAAAUACAGCUAACAAAAAAAUGAUGCUUUAAAAUAACAAAACGUUUUAGAUUUGAAAAAUAUCUUGGUCAACAAUAUUUUUUAAUGGAAAAUAAAUAUCGAGAAUCGAUGGAAAGAAAAGGGAUUCAUUCAUUUUCAAUAUCGCAAAAUGGCGAUGUUAUUUUAAAAAAGAGGAUUGGCAAAAGACUUGUUGUCAUAGGCUUUACAACUGCAGCAGUUUUUGUCUUAUUUAUGUUUGCCAUUUGCAUAUAUUAUAACCGUUUGACUAAUUAUCCUACAGUAUGUACAACCAAAUCUUGUAUAAAAUCAUCUAUGAAUAUACUUGAUAGUAUGGAUGAUAAUACAGAUCCAUGUGAAGAUUUUUAUCAAUUCACUUGUGGUAAUUUUGAAGAAAAUUAUCUUUCUUUCGUUACAUCUCAAGAAAACAGUUGGGAUACAAUAAUAACUCAAAAAACGUUGGCCAUUAUCAAGAGAUUUCUCGAAAAGGAAAACGAUGAUAGCGAACCAGAAUCUAUUUAUAAAACUAGAAUGUUUUAUAAAUCUUGCUUGAAAGCAUACGUAGAAAGGGACAAUGUAAAUAAAACAAUAGAUGCGAUAGCAACUGUAUGGAAAGAUAUAGGAUUUGACACAAAUUAUUUGGCAGAUUCUGUUCCUAUAAACGCAGAAAAUUAUUUAGCAAAAAUAAAAAAUAAUUUGGACGUGGAUGUAUUUUUUGGUCUUAAUGUAUACGAUGACCCUAGAAAUUCUUCAAAAACUCUUCUUAUUGUUCAUCAACCAAAUGUGAUUCCCGAUUCCAAGAAUAGAUUCAAUGUCGUGACAGGUGAUAAUGUAUCAGAAGAUGUAUUGCGAUUUACAAAUGUGUACGAAUCGCUGGUUGAUGUGUUGCUAAAUCAAACUCAGAAAAUUUCUGUUCCAAAAGUUCAUGAUUUGUUGAAUACAUCACAAGAAUUCAGAAAUUUCACGAAAAACCUUACUAUCAUUCAAGAAUAUCAAUAUCCAAAUAAAUCAUCUAUUCCUGAAUUAUUUACCAUUGAAAAACUUCAAAACUUCACUGAUAGACAUGGGAAAAAUUUUAAGUUUAACUGGACAACAUUUUUAAGCGAAAUAUUUAUGGAUACAGAACCUGAAGUAUAUAAAAUAGUAACUUCUGCUGACUUAAAAAUUUUAGUUUAUAAUGCAGAUUACAUAGCUGAUGUAUUUUCAAUUUUAUCCAACACUUCAAAAGUUUUAAUUAAAAUGUCACUUUUACAGAAUGGAUUGAAAGUUAUGAAUAAUAUUUUACCAAAUGAACUACAAAAUGAGAAGUAUUGUAUACUAAAUACAAAAGAAUUCUUUAGUAUGGUAACUGGAUAUGCAUUAAAAUAUACAUUAAACGACGAUAAUAAAAUUGCAGUUAACACUAUGAUUGACAAUAUUAUAAUGUCAUUCCGUGACAUGAUAAUGAAUAGCAAAUGGAUGGAUGAAGAAUCGAAGAUCGCUACUUUGGAAAAACUGGUAAGAGUUAGGAGUUUUGUUGGAUACCCAGACAAUUAUGAGAACAUGCUUGAUAAAUUAUACGGAGAAUUAAAUGUAACAGAUGAUCAUACAAAAAAUAUUUUGAAUAUAAUUAAACAAAGAGUUAAAUUGCUAUGGACGAAAUUAGUGCAAUCGACGGAUGUUGAUGAAUUGGAGUGGGAGGUAUCACCAGAUGAAGUAAAUGCAUAUAAUCUUAACUCUAGAGUUGCAUUUUUUUUAUCCGCUGCAAUUUUGCAAAAUCCCAUGUAUUUUAACGGUGUGCAGUCAUUGAAUUAUGGUGCUACGGGAAGUACAAUAGGACACGAAUUGAGCCAUAAUUUUGACAAUACAGGUAUACUUUACAAUGAGUUGGGAAAUGUGAUUCAAUGGUGGACCAAUAAAACUAUUUUAGAGUACGGAAAAAAAAUUCAAUGUAUGGUCGAUUAUUUUGAUGGUAUUAAAAUAAAAAUAAAGAAUGAAACGUUUGAAUUAGAUGGUGUCCUAACACUGGAUGAAAAUAUAGCUGAUAUUCUGGGAUUAAAGCAGGCAUACUUUGCUUAUCAGCGAUACGUAAAAGCGGAAGGAAAGGAACCUAGACUACCUGGACUAGAAAAAUACACUAAUGAACAACUAUUUUUCAUAGGCUAUGCCAGUCAAUAUUGUCACUAUAAUUAUAAGAAUCCCGAAGAUAUGAUGACAAACGAGCAUAGCCCUAAUACAGUCAGAGUUCGAAAUAUUUUAUCUUUAAUGCCAGACUUUGCAAAGGUUUGGUCUUGUCCAGUUGGUUCUAAAAUGAAUCCUGAAAUAGAGAAAUGUCAGCUAUGGUAAUUUCUCAAAUAAAAAAGUAUACACAUAAAAAUACUUUGAUUUUUAUGUAAAUGCCUUAUAAUUAUUAUUUCUAAGCAUUUUGGAAAUUAUUGUUAUAAUAUAAUGACUUAUCUACAGUUGAAAUUUAAGAACAUUAUUUUAAAAUUAAAAUUGUUAUUAUUAAAAAAAAAAUGUGUUUUAUGUUAUAAUUUUAUUUUAUUAAAUUUAAAUGUAAGUUGUAAAUACAUAUUUAUUUAAAAAUAAAAAAAUUACAUAUUUUUUCUAUAAA
Molecule: messenger RNA, 2828 nt
Organism: Daktulosphaira vitifoliae (grape phylloxera)
Lineage: Eukaryota; Metazoa; Arthropoda; Insecta; Hemiptera; Phylloxeridae
Product: neprilysin-11-like
Exons: 20
Coding region: 323-2560 (745 amino acids)
Biological process (GO): protein processing
Cellular component (GO): plasma membrane
Molecular function (GO): metalloendopeptidase activity
Source: RefSeq, a predicted model, not a curated record